This is a messenger RNA of Cuscuta europaea, 1836 nucleotides long. The record is from the annotation of a GenBank genome assembly. NCBI's taxonomy places the organism in Eukaryota, Viridiplantae, Streptophyta, Magnoliopsida, Solanales, Convolvulaceae.
UAUAUAUUCACUUAUAUAAUGAGAUAUUUAAAUAUAGUGUCUAUUACUACUAAGCACUAGUAUUAGUUAAUGUCAAAGAAAAGACAUCAUCAACAAUUUAAUGUUCUUUGCCAUCUCUUCCUUUGACGCAAAUACUAUUAUUAACCAUGAACCACCUUCUCUUCCUUUGUCUCCCGAUGAUCUUCGUGGCUGCCCACGUUUUCAGCCGUUUCUUUAUUCGCCGGCUGAGAAAUCUCCCGCCGACCCCUUUUCCAGCGCUCCCUCUCGUCGGCCACCUCUACCUCCUACGGAAACGGCCGUUACAUAAGGCGCUGUACGACGUCAGCAAGAAGUACGGCCGGGUGCUGUUUCUCCGGUUCGGGUGGCGCCCGAUCCUCCUCGUGUCUUCGCCGUCCGCGGCGGAAGAGUGCUUCACUAAGAACGACAUCGUUUUCGCCAACCGGCCGAGGCUCCUGGCCGGGAAAUAUUUGGGGUAUAACUUUACUAGCCUCCCCUUUUUGUCGUACGGUGAGCGGUGGAGGAAUCUCCGGCGAAUCUCUACCGUUGAAGUGCUUUCCUCGUACCGAAUCCAGCAGUUGGCCGAGAUUCGCGCCCAGGAGGUCAAGGACCUGAUUCGCAAUCUCUUUCAGCUCUCGGCUUGUGAACGUAUGAAUAUUGCAGGUAGAACUGAAGCCGGCUUUGCAUGAUUUCACCUUCAACGUGAUGUCAAGAAUGAUAUUCGGGAAAAAGUACUAUGGAGACAACGCGGGAAACUCCGAAGCGGGGAAGCUGUUCCAGGAAAUAUCCAAGAGUCAGAUCAGCGUGAUUCCCAAGGCUAACGUUUUGGACUUCUUGCCUUUCAUGCGGUGGUUUGGAUUGGGAGAAGUGGAAAAGGAACUUCUCAGCAUUUUUGAGAAGAGGGAUAAAUUCAUGCAGGCUGUAAUCGAUGAGCAUCGAGGGACGACGACGAUGGCAACCAACGGCUCUCAUCACUCCUCUCCCACUCAUCCGACGAAUAAGACUGUUUUGGAUGUUCUCUUGGAGCUCCAAAAUUCUGAACCGGAACUAUAUACUGAUCAGACCAUCAGAAAUCUUUUGCUGGAUAGGUAUUACUCCAAGCAGGAUCUGAUACUACAACGGUAACCUUAGAAUGGGCAUUCUCUUAUCUCCUAGACAAUCCCCACGUGGUGAACAAGGCAAAGUCCGACAUCAUCCAAAACAUCGGAAACAACCGCAUCGUCGAAGAAUCUGACCUGGACAGCAUCCCCUACAUCCGCUGCAUCGUUAACGAGACAUUACGGAUGCACCCGGCGGCGCCGCUACUUCUGCCGCACUUCUCGUCGGAGGACAGCACAGUGGCCGGGUUUCACGUGCCGCGAGAAACCAUUUUGGUGGUCAACGCUUGGGGCAUACACCGUGAUGCAUUGGUUUGGGAGGAGCCCGAAGUUUUCAACCCGGAGAGGUUUAUGGGCGGUGGUUGGAAAAACGGGUGCAAGUUCAUCCCGUUCGGCUCCGGGAGACGGCGGUGUCCCGGCGAGAACUUGGCUCUCCGCGUUUUGGAUUUGGCCGUCGCGUCUUUGCUGCAGUGUUUUGAGUGGGAAAAGGUUGACUUCUUGAAGACGGCGGAAAGUGAAGGCAACGGCGGAUUCACCGUUUCAGCAAUGACUCAUCCUUUACGUGUUAAAUGUUUCCCUCUUCCGGUAGUCACAAAUCUUUUUUCAUAGUUACAUGAAUAAAUGUUGUAUGUUUUCGUGUAUGUAUAUUUAUUUAGAUUUACUAAGGGUUUCUUUUCCAAGGAUUUUAGUUUCGAUAUUUGGGUUAUUCAUAUACACUUAUAUAUGUUGAAUUGCUCCAUUC